Molecule: messenger RNA, 366 nt
Organism: Lucilia sericata (common green bottle fly)
Lineage: Eukaryota; Metazoa; Arthropoda; Insecta; Diptera; Calliphoridae
Product: multidrug resistance protein homolog 49-like
Exons: 2
Coding region: 1-366 (121 amino acids)
Molecular function (GO): ATP binding; ATPase-coupled transmembrane transporter activity; ATP hydrolysis activity
Source: RefSeq, a predicted model, not a curated record
AUGCAUAGUGGUGGGCAAAAGCAACGUAUUGCCAUUGCUAGAGCCAUUGUUAGGGUUCUGAACAUUCUGUUAUUAGAUGAAGCUACUUCUGCUCUAGAACCUACAUCCGACAAACGCUUACAAGAUGCCUUAGAAGUGGCCAGUACAGGAAGAACUACACUUGUAGUAUCUCACCGUCUAACGACCAUAACUAAUGCCGAUAACAUAGUAUUCGUUAAAGAUGGUGUUGUCGCAAGGCAUCCAUUUAUUUUCGAUUCGCGAUCAAUAAUGGAGAAUAUAUUUUCAUUAGCGGUUUUAGAUUUAGUAUGUGCUCGAGAUUUCGAUUCAAUGGAACAGAAAAAUAUUAAACCCAAUGACAUCUUCUAG